This is a messenger RNA of Coregonus clupeaformis (lake whitefish), 1915 nucleotides long. RefSeq names its product G-protein coupled receptor family C group 5 member B. Gene Ontology annotation, biological process: G protein-coupled receptor signaling pathway. Gene Ontology annotation, molecular function: protein kinase binding; G protein-coupled receptor activity; protein kinase activator activity. Gene Ontology annotation, cellular component: plasma membrane; signaling receptor complex; intracellular membrane-bounded organelle. NCBI's taxonomy places the organism in Eukaryota, Metazoa, Chordata, Actinopteri, Salmoniformes, Salmonidae. The record is from RefSeq and is a predicted model, not a curated record.
CCUCGCCUGUAAAUGAAGAAGAUCUUAAAUUAGCCUGCUGAACAAACAUCGUCAAACUAAAAAAGGACCCAAGAUGAAUUAUGCGGUUUGGAUACCGACUAUGUGGGACUAGAGAUGUGACUUCUCUCCUUUUUUGAAGUCAUAAAAGUUAUCAAGUAACCUAACGGAACACUCAACUAAGCUCUCAAGAUGGCCCUCAGUCCCGUCCUCCUCUUCCUCCUCUCUCUGAUUGGCUGCGGCCACUCCCAGGAUGACAUCAUCGACCCCGGCCUGGCCCCUCCCCCUCCUCUGGGUUGCGGUGUGAACGUGGACCCCGUCUACCGGACGCUGUGUGACCUGGAGUCUGUGUGGGGGGUGGUGUUGGAGGCCGUGGCCUGUGGUGGAGCCAUCACCUCCCUGGUCCUCUCCGUGGUUCUCCUAGCCAAGCGUCACUCCGUCCUUGACCCAGAUCGGCGCUCCGGCCUGGGGCCUCUUCUCCUCCUGCUGGCCUCCCUCCUAGCUCUCUUCACCCUGUCCCUGGCCUUCCUUGUGGGGCGUACUGAGACCCUGUGUGUGGUCCGCCGGGUCCUCUGGGGCCCGCUGUUCGCCCUGUGCUUCUCCUGCCUCCUGGCCCAGGUGGUGCGGUUGAAGAGGCUGGUGUCUGGAAAGUCUAGCCCCAAAGGGAGCUCCCUGGCUGGGCUUGGCGUGAUCCUGGCCCUGGUCCAGGGGAUCAUCUCUGGAGAGUGGCUGCUGCUGACAGUGGUGAGGGAGGGCCACGGGGCCUGCGACUACCCACCGUUAGACUUUGCCCUGGUUUGCAGCUACGCCCUGGGGCUGCUCCUGACCGCGCUGGGCCUCUCCCUGGCUGUGGUGCUGUGUGGAGGGACGGGGAGAGGACGAGGCAGAGGAGGGGAGCGACGGAGGGUGCGAGCGCGUUAGAAGUGUAACGCCGCAUGGCUCUUCCUGUCCUGCCUGGCGUCCCUGUUGCUAUGGGUCUCCUGGCUUGUGCUCUAUCUCUAUGGCGACGCUGCGUUGAGGGGGGCGCGGUCGGGUGGCGGGGGAGGGCGGCGACCGGACUGGGAUGAGCCGGUGUUGGCGGUUGCCUUGGUGGCACAAGGCUGGAUCCUCCUGUUAUUUCACGCUAUCCCAGAAGCCCACCUGUGUCUGAGGACCCGCCAGCCCCCCAGCCAGCACGACUACUUUGAUACCAGUCAGCCCCUGCAGCCCUGCUUCCAACAGGAGGUGCCAUUACCUACACACACACUUACACACAGGCCCUACGCAGAUAACCAGGCCUACUCUAUCGAGGAGCACAGCGCAGCACUGAGAGGUGGGUCGUACCAUAACGGACACGAGGGGAUGCGUCCUGGGAUCCCCUUCAGAGGCCACAUGUACCAGCCCACUGAGAUGGCCCUGGUCAUGAACGGAGGAACGAUGCCUUCUGCUCCGGUGAACUACACAGGGAGACAGCUGUGGUGAGAGGGGAACCUUGGAACCGGUCUCCACGGCAACACGACAUAUUAUGGUUCCGGAAUGCUCCGGAAUGUUUCCAAAUGUCACUCAUAACCCCAUCAAUGCCUCUACCUCACCUCACCAUUGUCUGUACAAAGCACUGCAACAAGCAAGUUACCCCCAGCCACAGAUCUAGGAUCAGCUCACCCUACCUUUUUAUACACUUUGGUCAUUGAGAGGCAAAGGGAAAAACUGAUUUGAGAUCAGUGCUCACAAGAAAUGUCAUUCCAGGUUUGACUGCACGAGAUUCAGAGACGGGUAACAAAGACAUUGCCUGCCCUUCCUAAGCCAUGCAGACUGGAAUAUAUCCCCAAUGACGAUGAUGAACGUCAAGCUCGCUCAGUGAACAGUUAUUGGUUGCGUCCCAAAUGGCACCGGCUCUGGUCAAAAGUAGUGCACUACAUAGGGAAUAGGGUUCCAUUUG